AUAUACGUACUACGUAGGUAUGUACCUAUGAAGCAGCAACAGUUUGAACAAUUUGUAAAAAGAACGAGUAAUUACCACGAGGACUGGUGGAAUGCGGCGUAUUCAACCAUAAAAUACCCCAGCUUAACCUGCAUUUAAAAAAACAUAGACAAAUGGUACAGUAAUGGUUUUGAUCGAGCUACGAAUACAAUACACGCGAUAUUCCUCAUCCUCAUCAUACUCUCGUGCGCUACAAUCGCUCAUAUACGAGUUGCCAGUCGCUGGAUCGGAUAUGGAACAAUGGAAAAUAUAUUGUUCGCUAUUCUCCGUAUACAGCCAACGAACCAACGAACCAACGAACCAUCCAACCAGUCGUCAUUGGCGAAAAUAAAAAAUUAAUAAAUUUAAACGAUAAAGCAGCGCAACGUCGGUCGCCAACAUUUGUCCAUUUUAUAUGUUAAACAAUUCGCACUCGCAGAAGGGUUAAUUAACGAAACAAACUGCUUUUUAAUUGUCCGAAAAGUCAAUUAUACAAAACCACGUGGUGGUACGAAUAAUGCGAGAAACAAUGCAUCUUCAGCAUCCUAGCCACACAUACCAGCUGAUUGUUGGUAGGACAGAGCAUGCGCCUCGGCGAUUCCACUAUGUGUGUACCCGCGGUGAUUGUGUCGGCUUUUAUAAUGCCGAUAUGUGAUAGUAACUGAUUAUCCAUGCUUCGGUAUGUUCAAAUAUCCCAUACAGUUACUUAUACUAUUAUUUCGCGAUCAGCAUAUGUCGACGAGCCGGUUAAAUUGUACAGUAUUUUUCGAUAUUUAAUCAUCCGAUAGAUAUUUUUUUGUCGUUAAUUUUUUUCUUCAAUUUUUAGUGAUUCGUGGUCAUCGUCGUCGGUAUAUGGGAAAAUUUUUCUGUGAUAUUUUGCGAUAUCUUGUAUACUUGCCGCGAACGUCUCUCAAUACGCGUGUUAAUUAUACCUAUUAGAAAAAUAUUAAUCAUCGUCUGGUUCGAGUAUAGAUACAUGGUCAAUUCAACUCUUCAGUAUAUCAGUACCUAUUUAUGUAGUACAUAUACCUAAUGUACUCGUAUUUUCGAUAAUCGCGACUGAAUUUUUGUAAUUCCGUUCGCGAGGUGCGGAAAUGUUCUAUACCCACGACCGGAAACAUCGAAUACGAGAUUCGCGGUGUUAUUAUAAUUGAUUGGUUCAUUAUUGGAACGUGUACACCUAUACAGCUGUAUCCAUCCCAAGUGUAGGAACCUACUUGAAAUCGAACUCAUAAUUAUGUAAAAACGUAAUCGACUUGCGAUAAUGAUUACGUUGCAUUUUUGGACAUUCCGAUACCCCGUUACGUACAAACAUCGGGGCAAGAAGAAACCUGAUUCCUUUGUAAGUUGAAGGAAUUAUAGAAGAAAAAAUCAGGUUGAAUGCAUUAUUAAAAAGGCAUGAAGAAAAAAUUCUGGGGGUUCCAAAGCUAUUGGAAAUGGUACGGAUUAGCAAUGACAUUAUUAGUGACAAUUAUUAACGCCGAUAAUUACGCGCAUCAUUUUCGUAAUCAUCACAACAAUCAACGUAGCAAGAAAUCGUCGCGUAGUAGCGAUACGGAUAUUAGUCAGUCGGUAUCAGCUAAUAUAUCCAUGGACGAUUAUACUAUUGGAUCUCAAUUAGAAAGAGUACCUCCGAUUCCGAAUACUACCGAGUACCACUUCGAAAGAACCACCGAAAAGUAUUAUAGAGGCAGCAAAUGUCCCAAUUUAAGGAGAUAUCAUCAUCGUAGGCAUAAUCCGAAUCAAUAUGAUCAUAAUCACCAUCAUCAACGAAGUAAUAAGAAAAGAAAAAGUCGCGAUAAAAGGCACGAUGUCAAUUUAGAUAGCCAAAGAAUAGAAAUCAUCAAGCAACAAAUAUUAACUAAAUUAGGUUUAUCGAGUACGCCAAACGUUACGGCGGCUCGCUCAACUAAAUUUUUAUUAGAUGCCUUAUCGUUAGAACCAAGUCCUUUACUGAUGGAUGAAGGUAGUACGGCUGUCAGUAGGACGACUACGACGCUGGAUUCUGAACCCGAUGAUUUCUACGGUCGAACGUCCGAAAUUAUUGGAUUCGCCGAACCAGGUUACACGUUAAAUGGUCAAAAGUUACUAGAAUUUUCGUGGUCGCAAGAUAUGGCCGCUGCUGAUCUUAAUGUUAAAUCCGCCAUGUUAUGGGUUCGGUUGGAACUGAAACCAGAUUCACCACACAGUAUUAAACGAUUACCGCCGAAUUUAAAUUUUACAUUUUGGGUCUUUCAAGUUAUAGCUAGUGGAUUAAGAAAUGCCACGUAUUUAAGUGGUAAGGAAUUUGAAGAACAUUCAAAACUUUCAGCUUCCUUACCAGUAACAAUAUCUAGUCUAGGUUGGAAAACAUUCGACAUCACGAAUACAGUUCGCGAAUGGUACGCAUCACCUCAAAAAGACCGAUUGCGACUACUGAUAGAUUGCACAGGGUGCAGCGAUUACAUAACACCAGUUCUGUUUGACGAUCCGAGACAGGCGAACGAAUGGGAAAAGCCAUUCCUGAUGAUACAUCCAGAUCCAACGGUGACCAGAAGAGUACGCCGUAGAGCGAUCGAUUGCUCUUUAGCAAAACGCGACCAAUGCUGCAAGCAGCAGUUCUAUAUCAGAUUUCGUGAUAUCGGAUGGCACACGUGGAUCAUCGCACCCAGUGGCUACUAUGCCAAUUAUUGUCGUGGCGACUGCGGCGGAUUCCACCGGACGCCGGAUACGUUCUUAAAUCCGCACUCAUUCGCCAUGGAAGACUACAAGAAAAUCAAUCAGUAUUCGUUAUUUGAACCGUGCUGUGCUCCAGUGAAAUUUAAAUCAAUUUCAUUGAUCUAUAUAACCCCCGAUAAUAAUAUAAUCAAACGAGAUUUACCGAAAAUGGUCGUAGACGAAUGCGGAUGUCCAUAAACACAGCCUUUGCAGUCUCGCCACUGAACUGGUUUCUGUUUAUAAAUCGGAUCGCGCAAUGCGCCGAUUUGGUCGAAUUACUGAGUCAGCCACGCUGCUCGGCUCCUCCAAAUGAAUUUUCAACUGCAUUGUGAGAGCAGUUUGGUUUGGUGACCUCGACUGAAGUCUGAAAUAUCGGUAUAUUAUACAGCGAGAUGUUAGCUACGCAAUAUUGUUGUAUUUGUGAUAUUUAUUGAGGUAAUUCUGUUUUUCAAAAAAUUUCAUUUUGGAAAUUUCUCUCGUACCUAUUUACUUUUUUUUUUUUUCUUGAAAUACGACGAGGAUGACAACCACAGUGCAAAUUAUCGUGUGUGUAUUUUUUCCCCCUUCAUUUUGUGAGAAUUGUGCAUGGAAAAUGAUCGGUUUAUAGUAUGUGUGCUUGCCCUUUCUUGUACCGUUUUACUAUUUGUUGAAGGUUUUUUGAAUUUUACAUUUGCAUUUAUGACUGUUCGGUAUGUGGUAAAAAUAAUACAUGUUCCAAGGACUAUGCUGCGUUUAUGAUAAUCGUGUGAACUGAAAUUUUUUUCACGGCCUUUUCAUUGCCGCUCUUAAACCCAUUUUCAUCUGCAACCAGAAAAUUUACUCGUAAUUUACUGCAUUCUCUUCUUGAAAAGUAAUCCCAUUAAAACGCAUUUAUACCCAUAACGAAAUUGAAAAUUUUCCCUUUCUUCGUCAUUGUUGUAAAUUUAUCCGCUUGAAGAGUAAUGUGAAAUUGCACCGAUAGAUAUUUACUCGAAAGUAAAGCGCAGAUGAAUUAUUGUGGUACGAUUUUUUAUACCAAACCAAUCUACUGUAAUUCGCCAUUCCCAUUCGUGAUAACACGUGCUAAACAAUUAUGUAAUUUAAUCUCACGUUAUUGCUAUUUUUGUAUAUGAAUCAUUUCUCAUCCCACAUUCCAUAUUAUUACCUACACACCAAAUCCUAUAUUCCAUUACUCCAAGUAAUUUUUUGUUUGUUUUCAAAUUCAUUAGUUAAUAAUAUUGAUUGUGAACGACCUAAGAGUAGUAGCAGUUAAUAGGUACCAAUACCUGCUCAUACAGGGUGUGCAAAAAUAUCACGAAUCCCAAAGAAAGUUUUUCAUUAAAGUAUAGGUUGGCAACGUGAAAUAGAUGCAUUGAUUGGUGGAAUGUAUAACACUUCAGUCCAACAACCAAUCAUGUGCUAAGCAUCAUUAUCAUCAUUCGCUGUGACUAACUGAAAUAUUUAGCAGAAAACUUUUUUAGGGGUUCGCAAUAUUUCUGCGCACCCUGUAUCUUUUUCAAAGCAUCGCUUUCACGGCUGGUAUUCGUGAAAAUUGAUAAAUAAAUGAAAAAACAGCUCGAUAUCAGUGUAUAUGUAGUAAAAAUUUGUAUUUUUUUAUAGCUUUAGCAGCAAACUCGUUAUCCAUUAAGAUAAAUGCCACUUGUGCUUCAUACCUAUACCUACCCACCUACCCAUCAACCCAUCUGCAUCUUAUCCCAAUGGAUUUUUUUUAACCAACAAAAAAGUAUCAGAAUCAUACGUAGCUGUAUUAUAAAAAUAUGUAAAAGAAAUAUCAAACGUAUCGAUUAAUAAUGUAAAUCAUCUGAAAUUGUAAAAAUUCAUUUAGAAAGCAAUAGUUGUAAUUUUUUUCUAGAUUAUUUUUUAUUUACUUUCCUACGUGGAAAACCGUGUUGCUCUACGUUUUAACGUUACCAAAUAUUUUUUUAUACGGUAAACUAGGAACGCUUUUGAAUUCUUACGAAUUUGUUAUUGUACAUUGAUUUUUUUCUUUUAUUUAUUUAUUUUUUUUUUCAUCUGACAUAUUCCCCGUUGGUCAGUAAAGUAAAUUUUGUAUUUAAUUUACGGGUACGUGUAUUAUAUCGAAAUUAUACAUUCCGAUCAUUCAUACAUAAGUGGAUAAUACGUCACACAAUAUGUUAUUUAUUAAUAGCGAUUUUUUUUGUAACUGUGCGAUUUAGAAUUAAUUAACUAAAAUUUCAGUGUGUUUCAUGACGUGAAUUUAUUGUUAUAAAUACAGAAAAAUCAUGUUGAAAAAGUUGCGUUUUUUAUUUUGAAUGCCUUCGAUGGGUGGUGUUGAUUGGAUUAGGAUUCAGCGAGAGAGUGGCAUAAUUUUUUUAGAGUAAAUGACAACAUGACGUGGAUAUUUUAAAGGAUUAGCGUUUAGAUAGUUAAGGAUAUUUGAAAAUUGAAAUUUAGAGCUUCAUGAGUAAAAUUGAAAAGUUUUGGUUUUUCCACUCUAUCCUCCACACAGCUUGUUCGGGGGAAAUGGCCCAGUUCCAAAACACAGAAUUUGAGAUUCCGUGUCAACCAAGGCUAUUUCCAUGAAAAUUCAGACCAGCUUUAGGGUUUUAGUGAGCA
Molecule: messenger RNA, 5292 nt
Organism: Planococcus citri (citrus mealybug)
Lineage: Eukaryota; Metazoa; Arthropoda; Insecta; Hemiptera; Pseudococcidae
Product: inhibin beta chain-like
Exons: 4
Coding region: 1417-2913 (498 amino acids)
Cellular component (GO): extracellular region
Molecular function (GO): growth factor activity; cytokine activity
Source: RefSeq, a predicted model, not a curated record